CUGCGCCUCUAAAGGCGCUGCGGGUCUAGGCUUGCGCUACUGUUUCCUGUUCUUGGCCGCCUCCGCGCACUCCCCGGGAUCCUUGCAGUCUCCGCCAGCAUGUCUCAGGCUGAGUUUGACAAAGCUGCUGAGGAUGUUAAGCACCUCAAGACCAAGCCAACAGAUGAUGAGAUGCUGUUCAUCUACGGCCACUACAAACAGGCCACCGUGGGCGACAUAAACACAGAACGGCCUGGGCUGCUGGAUCUCAAAGGCAAGGCCAAGUGGGAUGCGUGGAAUCAGCUGAAAGGGACUUCCAAGGAAGAUGCCAUGAAAGAUUAUGUCAACAAAGUAGAAGAACUAAAGAAAAAAUACGGAAUAUAAGGGACUGGAUUUGGCUGCCGGCAAAGCAGUUCGUCUAAACUGAUACGAUGCCUUGUUUUUUCUAAUACCAGGGAUGACGUGAAAUAAUGAAAACAGCCCGUGAACCUAGAUCCUGAAGACGAUCUAACAGUAGGGGCCAAAAUGGCUACUGACGGGCUACUGAGUAGUUUUUAUCUGUAGAUCAAUUAAAAGUGCAUUUGUUAUUUUAA
Messenger RNA from Hyaena hyaena (striped hyena), 572 nucleotides. RefSeq names its product diazepam binding inhibitor, acyl-CoA binding protein (gene DBI). Gene Ontology annotation, biological process: fatty acid metabolic process. Lineage: Eukaryota; Metazoa; Chordata; Mammalia; Carnivora; Hyaenidae. Gene Ontology annotation, cellular component: mitochondrion. Bases 100 to 363 code for a protein of 87 amino acids. The record is from RefSeq and is a predicted model, not a curated record. Gene Ontology annotation, molecular function: fatty-acyl-CoA binding. The transcript has 4 exons.